Oncorhynchus masou masou (cherry salmon) is the source of this 1839-nucleotide messenger RNA. Its product is annotated as LIM/homeobox protein Lhx5-like. NCBI's taxonomy places the organism in Eukaryota, Metazoa, Chordata, Actinopteri, Salmoniformes, Salmonidae. Gene Ontology annotation, cellular component: nucleus. Gene Ontology annotation, biological process: regulation of transcription by RNA polymerase II; neuron differentiation. The transcript is spliced from 5 exons. The record is from RefSeq and is a predicted model, not a curated record. Gene Ontology annotation, molecular function: RNA polymerase II transcription regulatory region sequence-specific DNA binding; DNA-binding transcription factor activity, RNA polymerase II-specific; zinc ion binding. Bases 1 to 1185 code for a protein of 394 amino acids.
AUGAUGGUCCACUGCGCCGGGUGCGACAGGCCCAUCCUGGACCGGUUCCUGCUUAACGUGUUGGACCAAGCCUGGCACGCCAAAUGCGUCCAGUGCUGCGAGUGCAACUGUAAUCUGACAGAGAAGUGCUUCUCCCGGGAUGGGAAGCUCUAUUGUAAAAUUGACUUUUUCAGGAGGUUUGGGACGAAGUGCGCAGGAUGUCUCCAAGGCAUCUCUCCCAGUGAUCUGGUGCGCAAGGCGCGCAGCAAGGUGUUCCAUCUCAACUGCUUUACGUGCAUGGUGUGCAACAAGCAGCUGUCCACCGGCGAGGAACUCUAUGUUAUCGACGAAAAUAAAUUUGUUUGUAAAGAAGACUACCUGAGCUCAGGGGCGAUCAAGGAAGUCAACUUGAAUUCAGUGUCAUCAUGCACAGACAGAAGUUUAUCGCCGGACCUCCAGGACCCGAUGCAGGACGACACAAAAGAGACGGACAAUUCCACAUGCUCAGAUAAGGACACGAACAAUAACGAGAAUGAGGAGCAGAGUUCGGGUACGAAGCGGCGAGGUCCGCGAACCACCAUCAAAGCCAAGCAGCUGGAAACGCUGAAGGCUGCCUUCGUGGCCACGCCGAAACCCACCCGACACAUCCGAGAACAGCUGGCCCAGGAGACGGGACUCAACAUGCGGGUUAUACAGGUGUGGUUCCAGAACCGUCGGUCUAAGGAGCGGAGGAUGAAGCAGCUGAGUGCUCUGGGGGCCCGGCGGCACGCCUUCUUCAGAGGGCCCAGGAGGAUGAGGUCCAUGGGGGGACGACUGGAGGACCCAGACAUACUGGGGCCUGGGGCCUACGGAUACUACACAGAGUACCAGGGCGACUACUACGGAGGGGGAACCUAUGAAUUCUUCCCCCACGGCCCUCCCUCCUCUCAGGCUCAGUCUCCAGCAGAAUCCCCCUACAUCCAUGGAGGGGCCAUGGAGGGCUCUGUGUCAGCCCUCCACCCCUCUGACGACCAGAGGUUCACGGACAUGAUCUCCCACGCAGACACCCCCAGCCCAGAGCCCGGCCUGCCCAGCUCCCUGCAUCCUGUCCCUGGUGAGGCAUACGGAGGGGGGCCCAGCCCACCAUUCUCCCUGGCUAGCAACUCCAGCUACAGCGCCCCCAUGUCCCACCCUGGACAGGAGAUGGGAGAGACCACCGUCUGGUAGACUAGACCCUGGGUCUGGGAAAGGGAUGAGGGUUUCGUUGGGGGGAGGGUCAACUUCCCAUUUUCGAUUCAAUCUACACGGGAGAUGAAUUUGAAGACAUUAUGAAUAAGUAGUUAUGAAUUAAAAAUGGCGUUUAUGUAUUUGUUAAUGGGGAUUUUUCUAUUCACGGAUUCACGUAUUUUUGAAUUGACUUGCUGAAUUGAUGGAGUUGAAUUGGAAUUGUUCCCCCUGACUCUUAUCCUUCACGUGAAGGACUGAGGAUGGAAGAUGGGGUGGCUUUGCUGGACAUAUCUGAACUUUGUUGUACUAUUCGCUGCCCUAUUCGGCUCCGUUAGUAGAAAUACAUUCCCACCCACCUCUGGGAAAAAUGAACUGGGAUUGGAGAAAGGAAGACAGCGGUUCCUCUUGCCCCAGUAUCACCCCACUCCCCCCACUAAGGACACGUGAUAUUGCAGAGAGAGAUAAAGAAAGAAUACAAGCCAAAAGGAACGCUUUAUGUAUUUUAUUUUUUGGUUUCAAAACGGUCUUGGUUUUUUAUUCUAGCCUACUGUUUCUUAAAAGCACAGUGUUGUAGGUCUAACUGGUCAGUUCCUCUUCUGCAUAACAGAUGUUUUACUGGUACAUCAGUCUCCUAUUGUAAUAUUGCUUCCAAUA